AUGUCCGACUCAAUCUCAGGCGAGAGCCGUAAAAUCCGAUGGUCCAAACUUCUUUACGUUGGAUCGAACUAUGACAAGUGGUGGGCACAUCUCAUUGCCGCCGCCAAUACAGAAUACAAGGACGACAUUGAAGGUGUUCUACGUUACAAACACAUCAAACUAGAAAUUCUUGCCAAACAACUUAGCACUCCAAUUCAUCAACGUACGCCCGCUGCUGAUACUGCUAAGAUCGAAGGCAUCAUUCGUUUUCGCCGAGAAACCAAGACAAAGGGUACCUAUCUUUUGGCCAAACUCUCGGAAGACCCCUGGGCUCUACUCAUCUACCUUCGUCGUGCCUUCGAGCACAACUCCAUCACCAUCAACAAUUCCAUCUCGUUCGACUUUCUGAAAUCCUUCUCCCGCACCGACGAUGACACACUUCGCACCUGGUGCAAGAGUGUCACCUCAAUUGCUACCAUGGCCUCCAAACAAAACACGAUUUUUCUCGCUGUUUUUGUUCAAAACAUGCGCAUCUCCGGACUCAGUGCAGCAGAUAAGGACGCCGUUCGCCAAUACUUUCAUGAUGUCCCCAACCGUGAUGAUAUCUCCCCCCUCUUACUUUGUGAACGCCUGGAACGCUGGAAUAAGGUCGCCCCCGGGGUACACGACGCUCCGUUCCCUAUGGUUGCUGCGGCAUCCACAACAUCUGCUAUGAAGUCCCCUCAGUCUGUUGAAUCUAUAAUCCAAGGCCUCACUAAACGUCUCGACGCCAUGGGAGCCUCUCGCAACUCCCCUCGUCCUCCGACCCCCUGCUUUGUGUGUUUCCAAAGCGGCCAUCGCUCCUCUGCCUGUACCAAGACCUGCAGUAAAACCCACACCGGUAUCGAUGGUAAGAUAGCAUGA
Molecule: messenger RNA, 882 nt
Organism: Sphaeroforma arctica JP610
Lineage: Eukaryota; Ichthyosporea; Ichthyophonida
Exons: 2
Coding region: 1-882 (293 amino acids)
Source: RefSeq, a predicted model, not a curated record